This is a messenger RNA of Heterotrigona itama, 2662 nucleotides long. The record is from the annotation of a GenBank genome assembly. Lineage: Eukaryota; Metazoa; Arthropoda; Insecta; Hymenoptera; Apidae.
AUGAAAGAUAUUUCACUUUUUGCGCAAAUCUUCGCACACUUCCGUUCUGUGUGUCAGCGUGUAAUCAAGAAUCGCCCGUCAUAUUUAUUUUCUAAAAAGAUGGGUGAGCAUACAGGUUUAACAAACUGUGAGGCACGAGAACUUUGUAAAAAGCCUGAUUCAGCUACAAGUGGUUAUAUAAUGCAACAAACAAUGUAUCGUAUUAAAGACCCAAGAAAAUCACUACCUUUUUAUACCGAAGUACUUGGUAUGCAGUUAUUACAGAAACUUGACUUUCCUGAAAUGAAAUUCUCUUUGUAUUUCUUGGGAUAUGAAGAUCCAAAAGAUAUACCAACUGAUAAGAGAGAAAGUAUUGAAUGGACAUUUAGUCGUAAAGCUACUUUAGAACUUACUCAAAUAUAAAGCAAAAUUUAUCGUAGGUCAUAUUGGAAUCACAGUACCUGAUGUGGAAAAAGCAUGUGAAAGAUUUGAGAGAUUAAAUGUGGAAUUUGUGAAAAAACCUAAUGAUGGUAAGAUGAAAGGAAUUGCUUUUAUCAAAGAUCCCGAUGAAGAUAAAAAAUAUGAAAUUGACAGCCGAAUUGAGUGUGAUGGACAUCAAGGUACAUUGAAGUAUGUUGGCCCUGUUGGUGACACUAAAGGUUUGUGGCUUGGUAUAGAUUGGGAUGAUCCAACACGUGGAAAACACAAUGGUACAUAUGAAGGAAUAAAAUAUUUUAAAGCUAGGCAUCCAACAUCAGGUUCGUUUAUACGACCAGGUAAAGCAAAAUUUGGAAUUUCUUGUCCUGAAGCUAUUAAAGUUCGGUAUGGUCUUAUCAAUGAUGAAUUAGCUGGCAUUGACAGAGACACAUUGACAAGUUUACAAAAAGAAAUUAAUGCACCCUUUUUGGAAGUUGUUGGUUUUUCCAAAGUAAACAAAAAACAAAGCAAAUUUGAUCAAUUAAAAAUAGUGUGGUUGAGAGAACAGUGUGUUAGUACUGCUGGUAAUCCUAAUGAAUUAAAAGAAUUAUGUCCAAAUUUGGAAGAACUAGAUAUAUCUAAAAAUUUAAUAAAUAGUUGGCAAAUUAUAGCAGAUAUCUGUUGUCAAUUGCAUUGUCUUGUUCGGCUUAAUGUGAGUGAAAAUUAUUUACCAACUGAAGAAAAUAUGGAAGUAUUAAAAGUUUCAUUUUUUAUGGUUAAAUAUUUAACCAUAGCAAAAAUGAACUAUAAUUGGUUUGAUAUUCAACGAUGUAUGUGUAUGUUUCCAUCUCUACAAGAACUUUCAGUUUCUUUUAACAUUAUUAAUAUCAUACAAAAGCCAUUAAAAGAUGACAAUUUAAUGAAAAUAUGUAAAUUAACUCUUGAAGGAAAUUUGAUAUCUAAUUGGGAUGAUAUUCUUAAAUUAGGCUUAGAAUAUCUUAAUUUAAAUUCAAAUAAAGUAGACAAAAUAAGAUUCCCAACUAUUGAACCAACAGCAAAAACCACAGCCUUUUCUAAUUUACGGCAAUUACAUAUAUCUCAAAACAACAUAUCAGAGUGGCAAUCUGUAUCAGAAUUAGAAAAGCUUAAUAAUUUAGAAGAUUUGAAAUUUAGAGAAAAUCCUAUUUUGAAAAAUGAAAAUAUAGAGACUGCACGACAAUUAGUUAUAGCAAGAAUCUCAAAAUUGAAAUCAUUAAAUGGCACUGAAAUUUUAUACAAUGAAAGACGAGGUGCUGAGUAUGAUUAUUUGAAAUUAUUUUUACCAAAAUGGAUAGAAACAGAAAAUGAGGCCGAAAAGAGAAAUCGAUUCAUAAUUGAACAUCCUCGAUAUCCAGCAUUAGUUGCAAAAUAUGGGAUUUCUGAUAUUCCCUCAUCCAAAGCGAAAGUAGAAAUGGUUUCUAAUGUCAUAACAGUAGAAUUUGUAUGUCCCGAUCAUCUGAACCAACCUAGAGGAAUUAAGAGAAAACUUUUAAAAGAUAUGGAAGUUCAAAAAGUUAUUGGACUUGCACAACGACUUUUUAGAACAGGAGGAAAAAUACCAAGACUUUCAUUUAUACAACAAAAUGUAAUUAUAAUAUUUUAUAAUUUAUAUAUAUCAUAUAUAUAAAUAAUAAUUUAUAUAUAUGCUUCUGCAAAAUAACAAAUUUGCGAUAUUGAGUAUUUAAAUAUAUUUACAUAAUAAUGGACUUACUAGAUUUUGUAUUCUUAAUACUACUUUUAUGUAAUUUUUUAGCUUUCUAAGGACGAAAUACCUCUUGAUAAACCGCUUCAGGAACUCAGCUAUUAUUCAAUACAAGAUGGAGACCAAGUUAUUGUAAGGUGGUGAUAUUAAAUGAAUUUCAUAGAUAUAAUUGUAUUUUGUACACUGUUAAAAUUUCAUCACCAUACUUUGUUAUUAAACUUUUUUAAUUGCAUAAGUAUAUUUUUUGUGCCCCGCUUAUGAUUGCUACACUUUGUUAAUUUUUAUUCUUAAUUAUGGUCAAGUUUAUAUAUAAAUAUUCCAUUUUUUAUAAAAAUUGUAUAUUAUUGAAAAAAAUAUUUUUCAUUGCAAAAAUCAAUACAUUUUUUAAUACAAAUAUAUUUUUAUUGUGUUUAUUAAAAAUGGCACAAAAUUUGCUAUAAAUGUAAUAUUAAAUAUUUAAUUUUGUUGCGCCUUUUGUUCAAUUUUACUAUAUUCUUCUUUUUCAAGCUGUUCUCGUGUCAAUAA